Anopheles stephensi (Asian malaria mosquito) is the source of this 1582-nucleotide messenger RNA. RefSeq names its product hydroxyacylglutathione hydrolase, mitochondrial (gene tzn). The record is from RefSeq and is a predicted model, not a curated record. Gene Ontology annotation, molecular function: hydroxyacylglutathione hydrolase activity. Lineage: Eukaryota; Metazoa; Arthropoda; Insecta; Diptera; Culicidae. The transcript is spliced from 3 exons. The coding region runs from base 273 to 1178 and encodes 301 amino acids.
AUUUACCUUGCCGUAGAUACCAAAACACCGGACGUGACAGGCCAGAAUUCUAGACUAAUAUAAAAAGUCUCCCGUAAUGUAAUUAGGGUCAAAAGGACGAUCUGAUUAGCCACUGCAUCAAGCAGCACUGGGCUACUAUUAUCUAUGCUAUCAGCGCAAACACCACGAAAGAAACGUCUCAGUAAGUUGCUUCAUCACGAGUGACACACACACCAUUUCCACCCGACUGUUCCGUUUGUUUUUGUUCUUUCUGCUGCUUCGCUGCAUUCCGUAUGUCGCUGCUAAGUUUUCUUCCGCACCGUAUUUCCCAGCGUCUGACUGCACUCUAUUUCACCGUGUCAAGUUUUAGCCUUCAGCGCCGACCACAAACAACACAAACCAGCACGAUGGUGGGCAUGACGGUGACGAAAAUUCCUGCCCUAAAGGACAAUUUCAUGUACCUGAUCGUGUGCAACACGACGCGGGCAGCGGCCGUGGUCGAUCCGGUUGCGCCGGAACGAGUGCUGGAGGUCGUGCAGGAGCAAAACUGUAAGCUGAACCAGCUGCUGACGACGCACCACCACUGGGACCAUGCCGGCGGUAACGAGGCGCUGUCGGAUCGUUUCCGCCAGAACCCGGACUGGGGCGAGCUGCGCGUGUACGGUGGACAGGAUGAACGGAUUGCCCGGCUAACGCACCCGGUUAAGCAGGACGAUACGUUCGGCAUUGGGAAUCUGCGCGUCCGCUGCCUUUCUACACCGUGCCACACGACAUCGCACAUAUGCUACUACGUCGAGAGUGAGACGGAGCGGGCCGUCUUUACCGGCGACACGCUGUUCCUUGCCGGGUGUGGCCGAUUCUUCGAGGGCACACCGGUCCAGAUGUACGAUGCGUUGAUCGGCAAACUGUCCCAGCUGCCGGACGAUACGCAGGUUUACUGUGGGCAUGAGUAUGCGCUGCAGAAUCUACGGUUCGGGCAUACGAUCGAACCGAACAACGAGGACAUACGGGUGAUGCUGGAAAGGGCCCAGACAGCCGAUCUGGAAGGGCGCCGAGCGCUCGUACCGUCCACCAUUGGGCUGGAAAAGCGCAUCAACGUGUUUAUGCGUGUGCAGCAUCCGGACAUGAGAGCGAAGUUCGACACGAGCGAACCGAUCGAGAUUAUGGGAUUGUUACGGGCAGCUAAGGACAAGUUUUAAACGGCGCAAUCACGCAUUUCUGUUAAGGAACUGCAUGGUCCCGAAUACGAUUCCGGAUCCAAUUUAUUUUGGUCGAAGACCACUUGAACCGUUCAGAAGCGCAAAGCGAACCGGGUGAAUUUGCAUUGGACAGAUUCCAAGCGGGCCCGGGGGGCGAGCAGCAGAAGGCCACCACACAACGGAUGCAUAUUCCAGAACCGAUCCAACCAAGGAACAGUAGAGCAUCUUGAUGGAGACCGGCACCGUGAAGUCACGAGCAAGUUGAUUAAGCAAACCCAUCAGCUGGUUGCCCUUGAUUACGACGUGUUGAAGCUGUUUUUCUGCAAUUUUCUAUUAGCACAAUUUCAAAACUGCAAAAACCAUUUUUUUUUAAACGGCAAUAAAAAUUCUAAUAAGAAUUACAA